GAAACAUUUAUACUAACUCAUCUUGGAAUGUCCCCAAUCUGAUAUCCCCAAUAUCUCAACAGAGCCUUACUCUUCUUUUUUGGACAUCGAAAAACAAACUGAAGAGGAAUUGUGAAUCCUACUGCACUGAUAGUCGUGCAACAAGCCAAGCUAUCCACCCCACCCCCACCCCCACCCCCACCCCCACCCCACGUUGCAUUUUGUUUUACACCUGCACUUAACCAUUAGCACUAACCACAGAGAGAGACCAAAAACUAGAUGGCGUCUUCAUCUUGUAAAGGCCGCACCAUAUAAGCUUACCGCCCGGCAACUCUCCCCCUAUGCAGGUGGAAGAAGCAGAAUAAAACAGUUGAGUGUCUGAGCAGUCCGCAGGCAGAUGGGAUGUAAUGUUGUGUGGUCGUGCUGAGCAUUCGCCUCCUUCUCAGCUACAGCUGCUUUGUAAAGAUUUGGUGUCCAGAGAAUGGCGCGGUUCGAAAACGAGAUGCCGUCCAGGUAUGGCGGCGGCCACGGCCAUGGACCAGGGCAUGGACCUGGAGGCCCUGGCCGCGGCGGCAGCCGGCAGGGCGGCCCGCCUGGAGGCCCCGGGGGACAGCGGGUCUACAAGCAGUCCAUGGCGCAGAGAGCCCGGACCAUGGCCCUGUACAACCCCAUCCCGGUGCGUCAGAACUGCUUCACCGUCAACCGCUCGCUGUUCAUCUUCAGCGAGGAUAACUUUGUGAGAAAAUACGCCAAAAAGAUUACAGAAUGGCCUCCGUUUGAGUGGUUGAUCCUGGCCACCAUCUGUGCCAACUGUAUUGUCCUGGCUCUGGAGCAACAUCUGCCUGAUGGAGACAAGACUCCUCUGUCUGAACGCCUGGAUGACACUGAGCCCUACUUCAUAGGGAUCUUUUGUUUUGAGUCAGGCAUUAAGAUCCUGGCUCUAGGAUUUGCCUUCCAUAAGAAUUCCUACAUAAGGAACGGAUGGAAUGCCAUGGACUUCGUAGUAGUAUGCACAGGGAUCCUGUCUACAGUGGGAUCGGACUUCGAUUUGCGGACUCUGAGAGCGGUCCGUGUACUGAGACCCCUCAAACUGGUGUCUGGGAUACCCAGCCUCCAGGUGGUCCUCAAGUCCAUCAUGAAGGCUAUGAUUCCACUGCUGCAGAUCGGCCUGUUGCUAUUCUUCGCCAUCCUCAUGUUCGCUAUCAUCGGCCUGGAGUUCUACAUGGGCAAAUUCCAUACUACCUGCUUUGACAUUCACACAGAUGAGAUUCGUGAGGAAGUUCCGUGUGGGACAGAAGCCCCGUCGAGACUAUGUCCAAACGGGACCACGUGUCGAAAGUAUUGGCUGGGUCCUAACUACGGCAUCACCCAGUUUGACAACAUCCUGUUUGCCGUGCUAACAGUCUUCCAAUGUAUUACCAUGGAGGGAUGGACUGACCUGCUCUACUAUAGCAACGAUGCCUCAGGGAGCGCGUGGAACUGGAUGUACUUCAUUCCCCUCAUCAUCAUCGGCUCUUUCUUCAUGUUGAACCUGGUCCUGGGUGUACUGUCUGGGGAGUUUGCCAAAGAGAGAGAGCGAGUGGAGAACAGGAGUGAGUUUCUAAAGCUGAGGAGACAGCAGCAGAUAGAGAGAGAGCUCAAUGGAUACCUGGAAUGGAUUUGUAAAGCAGAAGAAGUAAUCUUAGCAGAUGAUGAAGACCCUGAUGCCUUUGACGGCACCCGCAGGAGACCCACCAUCAAAAACCACAAGAACAAAACAGAUCUCCUUAACCCAGAGGAUGGGAAUGGAGACCUGGCAGUGGGUUCUCCAUUUGCGCGGGCCAGUCUGAAGAGUUCAAAGCUGGAGGGCUCUAACUUCCAUAAGAGGGAGCGUCGUCUGCGUUUUUUCAUCCGACGCAUUGUGAAGACCCCGUAUUUCUACUGGAGUGUACUGUGUCUCGUGGGACUUAACACCAUGUGUGUGGCUGUAGUACACUACGACCAGCCUGAACCACUCUCAGACUUCCUCUACUUUGCAGAGUUCGUCUUCUUGAGUAUCUUCAUUUCUGAGAUGGGUAUAAAGAUUUAUGGACUGGGGUCACAGCCUUACUUUCACUCCUCCUUUAACUGCUUUGACUGCAUUGUAAUAUGUGGCAGCAUAUUCGAGGUGCUGUGGGGUUUUAUCCAGCCUGGGACAUCCUUUGGUAUCAGUGUAUUACGAGCUCUAAGGUUACUGAGAAUCUUCAAAGUCACCAAGUACUGGGCGUCUUUGAGGAACCUGGUUGUAUCUCUGCUCAACUCCAUGAAAUCCAUUAUAAGCCUGCUCUUCCUCCUCUUCCUCUUUAUCGUCGUCUUCGCUCUGUUGGGCAUGCAACUCUUCGGAGGACAGUUUAAUUUUGAAUCUGGCACUCCCUCGACCAACUUUGAUACUUUCCCUGCAGCAAUAAUGACUGUGUUCCAGAUCCUGACCGGAGAAGACUGGAACAUGGUCAUGUAUGAUGGAAUAGAAUCUCAGGGAGGAGUCAACAACGGGAUGGUCUUCUCAGUCUUCUUCAUCGUGCUCACACUUUUCGGCAACUACACUCUGCUGAAUGUGUUCUUGGCCAUUGCUGUGGACAAUCUGGCUAACGCACAGGAACUCACUAAGGAAGAGGAAGCCGCUUCCAAGAAAAAUGCUUUGCAAAAAGCCAAGGAGGUGGCCGAAGUCAGCCCCCAGUCUGCAGCCAACCUGUCCAUAGCGGCCGAGAAAGUAAACAGCACAGGUCACAACGCUUCCGACCCCUUUCUGGACUGUAAGGAGCAGCAGAAGAACAAUAAGGGUGGUAAUAAGUCUGUGUGGGAACAGAGGACCAAGGAGCUGAGGAAACAGACUCUAAUGACCAGCAGAGAGGCCCUCUACAACGAACUGGACCCAGAGGACCGCUGGAAGGAGAACCGCAACAACAACACCAACAAGACCACCAAAGAGCCUGAUCCCCGCCUCAGCCAGCAGCACGCCGACGAGCUGGUCCGCAAGCAGACACACGUCCACGAGAGAGGAGGUGGGGGAGGAGGAGGUGGGGGCUCCGGGUCUGGUUCAGGCCCUGGAAGGCAUUACGAGCGGGCAGACUCUACGGAGAGCCGCAGGAGCCGUAAGGAGAGCAAGGAGCACCAGGAGCUCCAACACCAUCACUCCUCCCAUACCCUCCUAGAUGCAACGAUGCUGGGACAGAGUGGAGAGGAGAGGCCCCAGAGAAGGCAUCACCACCCACGGGGCCAGGUGGGCUCAUCGGAGCACAGGAAACCCCGCCAGCACCGCAUGCCCCCAGAGGACGAAGAGGGGGGAGGUGGCGGUGGAGGAGGGGAAAGGCGACACAAGAGCAGGGGGACAGAAGGAGAAGGCGAGGGGGAGCAAGAAGGGGGUGAUGGAGGUGAGAGGAGGCAGAGACGGCAUCGCCAUGGCACUCAGUCAGGGUGUGAUGGUGAGGGGAAGAGGACGCGGCAACACCGCAGGAAGGAUGGUCCCAACCUGUCCACCACACGGCCCAUCCAGAAGAGCCUCUGUAGACAGGACAGCCAGUACAGCGAGGACAUGGACAAUGUCAUGAACAGUAAACUGGCCACCAGCCCGCCCAAGCUACACUCAGGCUACACCCAGCAGCCCUGCCCAGUCUCGGGCCUCCCCAGCCCAGCCAACCACAAUACUCCAGGCCCAGGCUUCGGCCCUGCAGGUCUCAACACUCACCUGACAAACAGCAGCUCCCACCUGGGCCUAGAUGGAAGCCUGGUUCCUGCAUACGGAAGUAGCACCCGGAUACCGGACCACAUGGCAGUGGACAUACCACCCAUGUUUCCUUCCCACAACGCCAUAUUGCAGGUCAAUAAGAAUGCUAACACGGAGCCUCUGCCUAAGAAGGAGGAUAAGGAGGAUGAUGAUGAUGAGAAGGGUGAUGAAGAUGGACCCAAACCAAUGCCUCCCUAUAGCUCCAUGUUCAUCCUCUCUACCACCAACCCGUUCCGGAGACUAUGCCACUACAUUGUGACUCUGAAAUUCUUUGAGUUUGGUAUCCUGUCUACCAUCGCUAUGAGCAGUAUCGCCCUGGCAGCGGAAGACCCCGUCUGGCCAGAAUCACCUCGCAACAAUGUUCUGCGCUACUUUGACUAUGUGUUUACGGGAGUGUUCACUUUUGAGAUGUUGAUUAAGAUGGUGGAUCUGGGCCUGGUGUUGCACCAGGGCUCCUAUUUCCGUGACCUGUGGAACAUCCUGGACUUUAUAGUGGUUAGUGGUGCUCUGGUGGCCUUCGCCUUCACGAGCAGUAGCGGGGGAAGCAGUAAGGGGAAAGACAUCAGCACAAUCAAGUCUCUGAGGGUUCUGAGAGUGUUGCGACCUCUGAAGACUAUCAAGCGUCUUCCAAAGCUCAAGGCUGUGUUUGACUGUGUGGUCAACUCCCUGAAGAACGUCCUGAACAUCCUCAUCGUCUACAUGCUCUUCAUGUUUAUUUUUGCUGUGGUGGCCGUGCAGCUGUUCAAAGGGAGAUUCUUCUACUGCACUGACGAGUCCAAAGAGUUUGAACGCGAUUGCAGGGGCGAAUAUCUAGUCUAUGAGCGGAAUAAUGAAGUGAAGGCGCAGAAGCGGGAGUGGAAGAAGUACGAUUUCCACUACGACAACGUGCUUUGGGCCCUGCUCACCCUCUUCACCGUUUCUACCGGAGAGGGGUGGCCGCAGGUGCUGAAACAUUCAGUGGAUGCGACCUAUGAGAAUCAGGGCCCGAGCCCGGGGUACCGGAUGGAGAUGUCCAUCUUUUACGUGGUGUACUUCGUGGUCUUCCCCUUCUUCUUCGUCAAUAUCUUCGUAGCUCUCAUCAUCAUCACUUUCCAGGAGCAAGGAGACAAGAUGAUGGAGGAUUACAGUUUAGAGAAAAACGAGAGAGGCUGCAUAGACUUCGCCAUUAAUGCCAAACCGUUGACGCGACACAUGCCUAAGAACAAGCAAAGCUUCCAGUACCGCAUGUGGGAGUUUGUGGUGUCGCCGCCAUUCGAGUAUACAAUCAUGGCUAUGAUCGCGCUCAAUACUAUCGUACUGAUGAUGAAGUAUGACGGAGCCUCUCCGGCCUACGAGGCUGUGCUGGCCAACCUGAACAUCGUGUUCACCUCGCUGUUCUCCAUGGAGUGUGUGCUCAAGAUCAUCGCCUUUGGAGUGCUGAAUUACUUCAAAGAUGCCUGGAACAUUUUUGACUGUGUGACAGUCCUGGGCAGCAUUACAGAUAUUUUAGUGACUGAGCUCGGGAUGAAUAACUUCAUCAACUUGAGUUUCCUGAGACUGUUCAGGGCUGCCAGGCUCAUCAAACUGCUCCGGCAGGGAGAAACCAUCCGCAUCCUGCUCUGGACCUUUGUUCAAUCCUUCAAGGCGCUGCCGUACGUGUGCCUGCUUAUCGGCAUGCUGUUCUUCAUCUAUGCCAUCAUCGGGAUGCAGCUGUUUGGGAACAUAGGGAUGGAGGAGGAAGAGGGGAGCGCCAUCAACGAACACAACAACUUCAGGACUUUCUUCCAAGCUCUCAUGCUGCUCUUCAGGAGUGCCACGGGCGAGGCGUGGCAUGACAUCAUGCUGUCGUGUCUUGGAGGGAAGCUCUGUGAUCCUCUGGCAGGGAACACUGAACCAGAGUGUGGCAGCCAGUUUGCCUACCUCUACUUUGUGUCCUUCAUCUUCUUCUGCUCCUUCCUGAUGCUGAAUCUGUUCGUGGCUGUCAUCAUGGACAACUUUGAGUACCUGACCAGAGACUCCUCCAUCCUCGGCCCACAUCAUCUAGACGAGUAUGUCAGGAUAUGGGCUGAAUAUGACCAAGCAGCUUGCGGUCGCAUUCAUUAUAAGGAUAUGUACAGUUUAUUGCGAGUUAUCGACCCGCCUCUUGGCUUAGGAAAGAAAUGCCCCCAUAGAGUGGCCUGCAAGAGGCUGCUGCGGAUGGACCUCCCGGUCGCCGACGACAACUCAGUCCACUUCAACUCCACCCUGAUGGCCCUGAUCCGCACGGCCCUGGACAUCAAGAUCGCCAAGGGUACUGAAGGAGGUGUGGACAAACACCAGAUGGAUGCAGAGCUGAGGAAAGAGAUGAUGGCGAUUUGGCCCAAUCUCUCCCAGAAGACCCUGGACCUCUUAGUCACGCCACAUAAGUCAACAGACCUGACGGUGGGGAAGAUCUACGCUGCCAUGAUGAUCAUGGAGUACUACAGGCAGAGCAAGGCCAAGCGCUCUCAGGCGCGGCUAGAGGCGGAGCAGAAUCGAACGACAUUACUGUUUCAGCGCGUGGAGCCGCCCUCCCCCAUCCAGGAUGGGCCUCUCUGCCUCCCUCCUACCCAGCCGGCAGACCCCGUCAACACCCUACCGGUGGAGGGGGGGGUUCCAGAGAGCCAGUCGUGGGUGACAGUGCGGGCUCAGGAGAUGUCCCAGAGAGUAGGCAGCUGGAGUCCUGAGGGACAGCACUCUGAGGAUGGCCUGGACAGCAGGCAUAACUCGCAGACGGUAGAGAUGAGAGAGAUGGGGCGUGACGGUUACUCGGAUACCGAGCACUUUCAGCCAAUGGAAGGCCACGGAAGGGCCGCUUCCAUGCCACGCCUUCCAGGCGACAACCAAGAUGUUUGCCAGACAGACUUACAGACUAUAACAGAUAAUAGUCCUAUGAAGCGCUCGGCCUCCUCCCUUGGUCAAAGUCGAUCUGGGAGGGGCCAGAGGGAAAGGGGUGGGGCCGAUGAUUAUGCAAUGGAGUAUGUGAUCCCCGAGGAGGGCGGAGCACCGAGGCAAAGCCACCGACGCCGCGACCGAAGCCACCGGGCCUCUGAGCGGUCACUGUGUCGAUAUACAGACGCAGAUACAGCAGGACUGGGCACAGACUUGAGCACCACCACUCAGUCAGGUGACCUGCCACCCAAGGAGAAGGACCGUGACCGCGACAGAGACCGCAGUAGGCAGAAAGAUCGCAAACACCACCACCAUCACCACCACCAUCACAGCGGCUCUGUGGACAAGGAGCGCUACACACCAGACCGCGCCGACCGGGGGGGAGAGCACGGUGGUCACAGACAGCCCCGAGGAGAUAGAGACCACGACCGGGAUAGGGACCACGACCGGGAUAGGGAGCACGACCGUCGCUGGUCACGGUCACCCAGCGAGGGCAGAGAGUGCAUGACACACAGACAGGGCAGUAGUUCGGUGAGCGAAAGUCCCGCUCCCUCUACCUCGGGGACCAGUACCCCGAGACGAGGCCGUCGGCAACUCCCUCAGACCCCGGCAACGCCCCGCCCACACGUCACCUACUCUCCUGUCGUCCGUAAAGCCAUGGCCACACCUCCCGGAGCCCAGCCCCUGGGGCGCAAUCCCGCCCCCGCCCCUCUCCGCUUCUCCCCUGAGCCCCCCCAGGGACCUCCCCCACCCCACCAUGGCUCACCCAACCAAGCCUGCCACCUCCCUCCCCGCUGGGGGGAUGGGGGAGGAGGAGGAGGAGAGAGUGGGUCGCUGGAGGGCGACGACUGCUUCUACAACCAGGACUACCAGGAUUACGAACGUGAGCACCACAAACCGCCUCCCUACGAGCAGAGCCCCACACAGGGCAACCCUCACAAACCUCACCCCCUCAACCACCCUACUCUCCCUGUGCUAAACCAUCCCCCAACCUCACAGCAGCAGCACCCUAUCAACCCGCACCCAAACAACCCCCACCCCAACAACCCCCACUCCCGCACCUCGCCCAGGACUUCCCGCCAUGCACCCCCACCCAACACCACCCCCACCCCCCCAAGGGCAGCAGCCUCCCCCACUCGACGCCUCCCCAAUGGCUACCGUGCCUCCUCCCCCUCCUCGCAACACCACCACGGCCCCACCCACCCCGGGCCCCACAAGGUCCCCCCUCCCCAGCCUAGAGGGCCCCGCACUAAAGACCUGCACGAACCCUACAACAACACGGAUGACAACAGGUGCUAGCCUCUGGAGACUAUGGAGGGAUGGAUGGAGGGAGGGAGGGAUGGAUGGAGGGAGGGCUCAACCACACUGUCUGAGUUAUCAGUCCCUACCUCCCAGCCCAGGAAAACACACAGCCAGAGCACUGAUCACCAUGAGACAGGGGAAACCAAGGCAUGAUUCUUUCUUUCCUUAUUUCCGUUUGUUUUUCUUUUUGUUUCUUCUGCUGCUCAGUGUUUCCCGCAGAUGGAGGGAGUGAGGAAGGGGUAGUUAGAAUAAAGGGAUGAGGAGGAGGACCACUGAAGGAUGAGUGGAAAUUAGUGAACAGGGUAUGGAGUACAAACCAAUUCCUCCUCCAAAAACAAUGGAACCCAGCUCAUCAGAUGCAAGGAGACAAAAAUGGAUGAUUUCAAAAUGGAUGAUAUAGGGGACGGAAGCUUUUCUCAACGUAUCAUGAUGCUACGCCUCUGGAAACAAUAUUAAAAACCGCCACAACGACCAAGACGUCAUCACGUAAUCAACGCAAGAAACUACGACAUUGCGGAGAACUAAGUGGAGUUGCGUUAAUUGCAAAAACCAACCACGAACCCCGAUGACGGGGAGAUAUUGAUGAGUUUUAUCAUCUGUGUUUACUGUUAAUAAUGACAUCAGUGAUGAUGAGCCUUCCACCUGAGUGCGGUGGGGGGAGUGGGGGACACACCGGGACACACACCCUAACUCUGAACGAGAGAGGGGGUAAUGUAGGCGGAAUCUAUCCAUCCCAACCCCCCAAAAAAGAUUCCGCCCCAACCGAGUAGAGAAGAAACAUAAAAAAGUGGAUGGUGAACAUAAAAAUAAAAGAAACUUAAAAACAAACAUUUUCUUCAGUAUUUCUUCUUCUACUCCUGCGGCUGCUACUUUUCCCUCUUCCUCUUCUUCUUCGAAACAUUGAAGCUUGAUUCUUCUGUUGCACCCGCACAGCUUCGUUGGAACUUGCAGAGUUUAAAAACCUGUGGAAUCCUGCAUGAUUGAUACAAAAAAAAUGAUAACAAAGAGAAACUACUGUAAUGUGGGGGAAACUAUCCCUGGGUCCUUUCUAUAUUAGUCUGUGGGGUUCUCUCUUUUUCCUGUAAAUCCCUUUGUUUCUCUCUCUUCACCCUGAGGCGUCCCUCUCUCUCUCUCUCUCUCUUCCUGUGCUGGAGGUAUAAUCAGAAUAGUUAGAAUGGAUGGAGAGAUGAGGUGAUGAGGAAGAGAAGCACAAGAUCCAAGCCUUUUUUAUGCGGAGGGACAGGAUGAUCUAUUUCCCACUUUGUUCUUAUUGAAAUGCUCUGUGCCAAAUUAUAACUGUUGAUGUGGCUGAGAUUUGCACAAUCAUUUUCAAGGAAGUAGAUAUUUUUUUACAAGGCCUAGUUUUAUUUCAUGGGAGGAAAUAAGGCAGGAAAGAAUGAAAACACAGACCCCACAUAUUAUUGGUUCAUAUUAAAAGGGAGUUGAAACUGGGGGAGGAAGUUACAAGCACGCUCCAUGGUCCUUAUUGGCUCUUCAUCUGCUGACACAUAGCCUCGUUCAAACCAGAGAUAUGUCUCUAGUCUUCCAGGGUUUGUGUUUGAAAGAGCGAUGAAAAGAGAGAGAGAGAAAGAAAGGCCGAUGAAAGGAGGGAACCUCUUCAUCUUUCGUUUAUUUGUUAUUAAUAGUGAAUAUGGUUCUAUAGAUACAGAUAACAAUACUAUUGAUGAUUGUGAUAAUGACGAUGAUGAUAAUAAUAACGAUGAUGAUAAUGGUGAUGAUGAUGAUGAUGAUGAUGAUGAUGAUGACAAUGUUCAUGCUUGUGAGAGAGAAUUAUUUUAGUCUUGUAUUUGUGUUUGUUACUUUCGAGUCGGUUGUGCUCAGCGCGUCACCAUCUUUGUUUCGUGAGACGUUCUGUCUGGUUGGUGGUCCACUGGUCCGGGCUGGUGGGCGGAGCUUUGUCAGAGAGGUGCAUUGUGGGAACAGGAGUAAUCAUAGUAAUGACUCUGAUACAGUGUAAUACGGUGGGGAAGGGAAAAGGAACUUAAAAAGGAACUUUAAAAAAAGAACAAUGUCAAACAUCAUACAGGAAAUCAUGUAUCUGACAUGUCUACUUGUUCAUUGGACAGUUGUUUACAUAUAUGAAUCAUGUGGGUAAAUAUAGGGCAGCUAAAUGGUCUUGCUUAGGUAACGGGGUCUACAGACUAAAGUAGACCAGAUAAAGCAGUAAUGAGACAGAGCUCCUCUGCCAGUCUGGCCCUCUAGGUGGCACUGUAUGCAAUACAUUGCAUCCCUGUCCUAUUGUAUCAUUGUAUCACCCCUUCUGUUUUGACUGUCGGAUUCCAAUGUUUUCGUAUCUGUCUUUAAACUGGGAGCAUAAGGUUUCAGUGUUGUCUGUCACUGGUGGAUCACCUCCUUUGUGUUCAGGACAUGUAACACAGCCAAUCACAAAUGCACAGGACAUGUAUCACAGCCAAUGAAAAUGCAUGGGAGAAACAAUGACUGGGUUUUUUUCUGCCAAAUCUCUGUGUCCUGUUUCACCCUAUUCUCUUUUUGUGUGUCUUUGUGCGCCUCAACCUAACAUCCAUCCUAAUACCCACCACUGUCCCGUACACUGUCUCUCUCACAGUUGCCGGACUUUGAGGAUUGCCAUAGUGAACCAUUAAUUUAUUAGAAUUGUCAUUAUUAUUAUUAUUAUUAUUAUUACACCCCAUGUCAAAACCAUUAGCGUCAGGUAACAGUGUUUGUUCAUGGCUGCCAUAGAUAUAGCGCAGUUAGAUCUGCACAAAUCUGGAUUCUGAUGUACUGUAAAGACAUAUCCCAUGAUUCUAUGUACCACACUUUGACCAGGAAGUGCACAGGCACAUUGCCUUUACAGUAUUCAUCUAACGUAGGAAUGUCAUAGACGUGUAUAAGUCACAUCACAACACUGAUAAGAUAGGAAUACACAGAUACACUCUCAGUAUGUAGCUCCUGGCUGUAGCAAGUAUGCGUGUACGUGCGUAUGGCGUGUGUGUGUUUGCAUGUGUGUCUGUGUAUGAAUGCGUUAUUUUAUAGCAAGAAUGUGUGUGUACAUUCAAUGUGUGUGUGUACAUCAAUAGCUAGCUGUUUUCGUUGGAUAUUUAAUUUAAUUUGUUUAUUUGCUUUGAAUAUUUGAUGAUGACGUGUGUGUGUGUGUGUGUGUGUGUGUGUGUGUGUGUGUGUGUGUGUGUGUGUGUGUGUGUGUGUGUGUGUGUGUGUGUGUGUGUGUGUGUGUGUGUGUGUGUGUGUGUGUGUGUGUGUGUGUGUGUGUGUGUGUGUGUGUGUGUGUGUGUGUGUGUGUGUGUGUGUGUGUGAGUUAGCCUGUGUUUGUGAGCGAGUGUCAGAAUGUUUGUGUCUGUGUGCAAGAUGAAAUAAGAUGUCAAUCACCCUACAAUUGAAACUAUGAGGCCCUAACAUUCACUGUCAAUCAUUGUGUCCUGUACUGACCAACCAUCCACUAACAACACAUAUUCUAAAUAACCCCACCAUUACUUCAAAAAGCAAUGUAAAGCUGCUAUGAAAAACGUAGAAAUAAAAUAAUUUUAAGUACCAAAAAAAUACCAAAAAAAGGGAAAAUAUCUACUUCCAGAACUGCAUGUGCUAUGUGCAUGCCACACCGUGGGUGAACAGUCAUCUUCAGGAAUCAAAAAAUAAGAAUAUGAAUUCAGAUUUUAAAAAAAUAUAUGAAUAUAGAUAGAUGUUUUUACUAAGCAACAUGUUUUCUUUCUUCCUUCUAUUUUUGAGAACAAAAAAGGUUAAAAAAUAUAUAUAUAAAAAAAACAUCAGCUGAGAUUUGUUUGGUUUGUUUAUUUAUGUUGCCAGCUGUUAACUGUAAACAUGGAGGUGAGACACUACACAGCCAUGUUCAGGACACUACAAAGAAAAGAGAAGUCCUGUUUUAAAGAAGAGAAUCAAAUGAAAAGAGAUGGGGAUAUCCCUGCCUACUUUUGGGUGGGGCCAGGAGCCAGCCAAAUCUGAUGAUGUAACCCUUAAAACUCUGGCUGUGGGUUCUUUUAUCUCUCCCUCACUCCCUCUCUAUUUCUCUCUCACUCUUGUCUCUCACACUCUCAACCAAUCUCACCGCUAUUUCUACCCGUGCAUUUUGUAAUUCCAGACAGAAUUCUUCCUAAUGAAUAAAAACCAGAGAGAUGCAC
Oncorhynchus gorbuscha (pink salmon) is the source of this 12045-nucleotide messenger RNA. Its product is annotated as voltage-dependent P/Q-type calcium channel subunit alpha-1A-like. The record is from RefSeq and is a predicted model, not a curated record. Gene Ontology annotation, molecular function: high voltage-gated calcium channel activity. The coding region runs from base 461 to 7909 and encodes 2482 amino acids. Gene Ontology annotation, cellular component: voltage-gated calcium channel complex; neuronal cell body; membrane. The transcript is spliced from 51 exons. Lineage: Eukaryota; Metazoa; Chordata; Actinopteri; Salmoniformes; Salmonidae. Gene Ontology annotation, biological process: chemical synaptic transmission; calcium ion import across plasma membrane.